AUGCAAUUGCCAAAUUGUGACAAGCGUGUAUCAAAACACAUCAGGGGCUGGGACGUGAGGAUUCACAAGAAUGGGAUGAAAGUGUGGCUGUCAGGGAUUAGAGAUAUACCUUUGAGGUGGCCCCAUCUUUACUGUACUUUCACUUCAAAUAUAUAUACUGGCGCCCGGUACUGGUACAGACAGCUGUGUCUAGCCUUUGGUUCUCUCAAUAGAAGCCCUUGGGACUGUAAGACCGUCUUGUAUUCUCAUGUUCGAUUGGAUAAUGUGCAUAUCGUACUACAUUCAAGAGAACAAGUUUACACAAAGAUAGGAUUAUCUUGGGAUGAUUUUCAGGCACAAGUAACUAUGGAUUAA
This is a messenger RNA of Phycomyces blakesleeanus NRRL 1555(-), 354 nucleotides long. RefSeq lists its product as hypothetical. Lineage: Eukaryota; Fungi; Mucoromycota; Mucoromycetes; Mucorales; Phycomycetaceae. Bases 1 to 354 code for a protein of 117 amino acids. The record is from RefSeq and is a predicted model, not a curated record. The transcript has 4 exons.